AUGGACGAGCACAAAGCCGUCGAGGUGGUACACAACCAGGGUCAGGAAGCUCUGAAAGACGUCGUCUGUGGAUCAUUGGCUGGUGUCGUGGGGAAAUACAUUGAGUAUCCGUUCGACACCGUCAAGGUGCGCUUGCAAUCGCAACCGGACCACCUCCCGCUUCGAUAUACCGGGCCACUGGAUUGCUUCAAGAAGUCGCUGCAGCAAGAUGGAUUUCUGGGAAUAUACAGAGGCAUCAGCGCUCCGCUUGUCGGUGCUGCGGUGGAAAACGCAUGUCUCUUCUUUAGCUACCGCGUAACCCAAGAUGCCAUUCGAGCGGCAGGCAUCUACCCCGAUUUGCGAACGCAUCCCGAAAAAGACCUACCCUAUUCCGGCCUUCUAUUCUGUGGUGCGGUCGCCGGCGCCUUCACCUCGUUAUUCCUGACGCCCAUUGAGCUCGUCAAAUGCAAGAUGCAGGUCCCUUUGGAGACCACCGUCGGGACUCGUCAUAAGCCUGGGAUCACGAGUAUAAUUGCUUCCAUCUAUCGGCAUCAGGGGUUCAUGGGAUAUUGGCACGGCCAAUUAGGAACGCUGAUUCGAGAGACCGGUGGAGGUGUGGCCUGGUUUGGUGGUUAUGAGGGCGUCAAGCUCACCUUCAAGAAAUACAACCAUCGGCCAGGCCAAAAGGAAGGAGAGGACGAUCUCACGGUGGCGCAACGAUUGGUUGCCGGCGCUGCAGCUGGUGUCUCCUAUAACUUCCUCUUCUUCCCCGCCGACACGAUCAAGUCCCGCAUGCAGACCGAAGAUGUCAAGCCGAUAGGGGGCGCCAAAUCGACGUUCAGUACAGUUGGGCGUGCGAUCUGGCGACAGCAUGGCUUGAAGGGCAUGUAUCGUGGAUGUGGCAUCACUGUGGCCCGUUCCGUUCCGAGCUCUGCAUUCAUAUUCACAAUCUAUGAAGAGCUGAAGAAGCGGUGGCCCGAGGGAAGUCAUGCUGAGCGCUCGAGGUUCGAAGACACACUGCCCCAUGCGGCGCUCGACAAGAUCGUGCUUGACCCUCAAUACCACGAUAUCUUGACGCUCGUGAAAGGCGUUCGGAAUGGCAUCGUGUACGGUUCGAAAGUGCGAUUCCCGCACGCGCUGGUUAUGAUCUUCCUCUUCCGCUCGGGCUCAUUACGCUCCAAGGCAUGGCUCGUCUUCAAAGCGACAAAACAGCACGCCCGCAACCUCGGCUUGUUCGCGCUCGUCUACAAGACAUCCAUGAUAUUCCUCCGACACACGUCGCCGACCGGCAAGGAGCGACACUACGAUUCCUUCCUCGCGGGUCUCGUCGGCGGGUACACCGUCUUCGGCCGCGACAUCCACAACUCGGUCUCUCAGCAGAUCGUCAUCUACGUCUUCGCCCGAGUGUGUCUGGCGCUCGCCAAGAUCGCCGUGCAGCCCAAGCACGUGGGCAGGAUAGAAGGCGGAGGCGGAGGUCUGGGAUUGAUUCCCAACGAGGAGCUUAGGCGGGAGGUGAUGCGCAACGGAUGGCCUGCUUUCGCCAGUCUUAGCUGGGCGGCCGUCAUGUACAUCUUCAGGUGGCAUCCCGAGACGGUGCAGUCGAGUUUGAGGAGUAGUAUGAGCUACAUUUAUGUACAAUCGGACCAUUGGGACUCAUUCCGCACGCUGGUCUGGCACAACAAAUGA
Aaosphaeria arxii CBS 175.79 is the source of this 1665-nucleotide messenger RNA. Its product is annotated as mitochondrial carrier. Gene Ontology annotation, molecular function: L-ornithine transmembrane transporter activity. NCBI's taxonomy places the organism in Eukaryota, Fungi, Ascomycota, Dothideomycetes, Pleosporales. Gene Ontology annotation, biological process: mitochondrial L-ornithine transmembrane transport. Bases 1 to 1665 code for a protein of 554 amino acids. The record is from RefSeq and is a predicted model, not a curated record. The transcript has 7 exons.